AUGGCUGACAAAGGCAAAAAGGGCAAAGCGGCGGCCGCGGCGGCCCCGCCCCCCGCAGCUGCGCCCCCGCCCCCUCCGCCGUCGUCGGUCCCCAAACCCGAAGACAAGAAAGACCAGGAGCCCAAGAAAAAGGAAAAGUCAGUGCAGCCCAAGGAUGAAGUGGGCACGAGGAAGGGGUGUCGCCGCUACAAGUGGGAACUCAAGGACAGCAAUAAAGAGUUUUGGGUUAUGGGGCACGCUGAGGUCAAGAUCCUGAGCUUGGGCUGCCUAAUAGCUGCACUGGUAAUGUUCACGGGGACCACCGUGCACCCUCUCCUGACACUCAUCAUCACCAUGGAGUUGUCCGUCUUCUGCUUCUUCUUCAUUAUCUACACCUUCGCCAUCAACAGAUACAUGCCCUUCAUCCUGUGGCCUAUUUCUGUAACUCACACUUGA
Messenger RNA from Leptonychotes weddellii (Weddell seal), 435 nucleotides. The record is from RefSeq and is a predicted model, not a curated record. Lineage: Eukaryota; Metazoa; Chordata; Mammalia; Carnivora; Phocidae.